AAACGGACGGCGGUUGGCGAGAGACCCGGAUUGAGCCGGAGUCAUGUCGUUCCCCAGAGCAGCGAUCAAACGCUUCAAUGACAGAUUGGGCUGUGCCCCUGCACCAGGUCACUAUGAUAUUAAGGAGGUGGAAGGCUCCAAGGGCCCAGUAUCCUUUGAAAAAGCUCACCGAUUUAAAAAGCAAAAAGAUCCAGGAAACCAGGUGACGGUUGAAACUGAGAAAGGUCUGAUAUCACCAGCAAGUUCACGGAAGAAUCUCAGCUUUGGCACAAACAGUGCCCAGAAGGAUGCAACCUUGGCGUUGGAGCUUAAGAAGCAGAAAAUGUUGGAACAAGAGAUCCGUUGCCUCCUGCAACAGCGAGGGGAACAGGACAAAAGACUUCAGGCCCUGGAAGAGGAAGUGAAGAAGGUUGAAAGUAAACUAACUGCAGCUGUGAGAGAGAAAACAUCCCUGACAUCCACUGUUGUUUCCCUAGAAAGACAACUUGCUGAUCUCCACAAAGCCAAUGAGUUACUCAAAACAAAGUUUUCCGAUGAUGGUACCAAGAAGAAGAUUAAUGCCCUAUGCUUGGAGUUGAUUGAAGUGAAGAAUAAGACUGAUGCCAAGGACAAGGAGCAAGAAAUCCUGAAGGAGAUCAGCUAUCUUCAAAUUAGUUUGGAAGGUCAAGUGAAGCUUCUACAAGCUGACCUGGAAGCUUCCAAAGCUACAGUGACUGCAUUGCAAGAAAGAAAUGGAUCACUGGAAGAAAUGCACCAGGAAACUAAAGCCCAUAAUGAGAACCUGGAAAUCGAAAUGGACAAAUUUCAUGCUCUAACAGAGGAGUUGCGUGAAGAGAAUAAGGUGCUGCAAGCUUAUUUGGAUAAUGCCAAUGAACAAAUUCAGGAUCUUCAUAUGCAGCUAAGUUCCAAAGUGAAUGACUAUGAGAGCAAAUUGGAGCAGCUUUCCACUGACAUGGAGGAAAAGUGUAUGGUCUCAAAAGUCAAGCAACAAGAGGCUGAAAAGAACCUGCUAGAGGUGCAGAGUCUUCUGAAGAAAUUGUCUGAAGAGGUUGCUGAGCUUCAGGGAAAACUGGCUACAAUGGAGCAGGAGAAAGUUAAGUUGGAGAAAGAUAAAGUUGAAACUGAAAUGCAACUCUCCCUCUCCUUAGAGGAACACAGUCACAUAAAGGUGCAGCUUGAAAGAUCUAAGGGGGAGAUCAGUCAGUCAGAGGAGCAGCUUGUUCAGAAGGAAAAGGAAAUACUAAAUCUCAACAACUGUCUGAAGCAGAACGAGGUGAUUCAUUGCGAACAGAUAAAAGAAGUUAAUGAAAAAUGUCAGCAGCUUGAACAGGAGAAAGAAAGAGUAGAGACAGAAUGUAACAGGAUGGAGCAAAGUUUAACUAGAGAGUUGGCUGUAAUGAAGGAAAAACUGAAUCAAAUGGAACAAGAUCUGCAGCAGAAGGGAGAUGAACUUUCCUCUGUCAAACAGGAGAAGGAACUGUCUGACUCUUUAAGCCAGAAGCUUGAUGCCUUCCAAGAAGAAAUGACCAAGGAGAAACUUCUGUUGGAGGAGGAGCUGGAGGGCGCACUAGAUGAACUGGAACAGUUGCAGCUGAAAGAGUUGGAGGCUGAGGAGUUGGCCAAACAGCUGGAGAAGGAGAACGAACUAAGAGCGCGAGAUCUUGCUGUGCUGCGGGGAGAACUGGCUGAGAAAAAUGCUGAACUGGAGAAGAUUAAUGAAAAUCACAGCAAAAUUGUUAGUCAGCUACGUGAGGAGCAGAGUAAAUCACUGAGAAAGCUAGGAGAUACUGAAGCAGAGUUUGAAAGCUACAAACUGUCUGUAACUGAGGAGGUGGGGUGCCUCCAGGAGAGCAACACGGCACUGGCGAAGGAAGUUGCACUGUUACAAUAUCAAACCAAGGACAAGCAGCAGCAGUUAGCAGAGAUCCAGCUUUCUAAAGAGAAAGCAAAAGAAGAAUAUGCAAGAAUGCUGCUAGAAGCACAGACAAAGCUAGCUCAGAAGGAAGCUGAAGUUAGAAAGUUGGAUGAAGCUUGUAACCUGAAAGUAACCGAACUUCAAGGGCUAUUGGAACAGAGCAAGACCUGUCAGGAGGUGGAGAAACAAAGUAGUGUUGCAGUAGGUGAGAAUAUGGUUGCAGAGCUAAAAGCUGAAAUACAGAAAUGGCAGGUGCUUUAUGAAGAAUUACACAACAAGGUUAAACCCUUCCAGGCGCAACUUGACUCAUUUGAAAGGGAAAAGAAUUCCCUGCUCAAUGAACAUGGAGCUACCCAGGAAGAGCUGAAUAAACUGAGUGAAGCUUACGUCAAAUUGCUUGGCCACCAAAACCAGAAACAGAAGAUUAAACACGUAAUGAAGCUGAAGCAAGAAAAUGUGGAUCUGAAGCAGGAGCUGACAAAACUUCGAGCCCAGCUAUCCAAAGAGAAGCUAACUGAGCAGAAAUAUCCAGAGCAGCGUUGCAAAGUUCAAGGCACCAAGCGUUUUGAUCCUGCCAAAGCUUUCAAACACGCUGUGAAGGAAAAUAUUGCUCCGACAACACCACUGAGAGAAGGGAACACAAAUAUACUUUAAGCUCUGCAGUUCUGAGGACCUGAGGUCUGAAUGCAAAUCUCCAGGCAUUUUGAGUGGGAUAAGAUUCUGAUAAUGUUACUGUGGAUCAAAUGACUUUAAUUCAACUGGUAUGUGUUGAAGGAGAUCAUCAUCGUGCCACAGAAACGGAUUGUUUUAAACCACAGAAACGGAUCGCAGCAAACAACAAGCUAUCUUGCUCCACUGACUAAGUUGUUUUCACUACUUUUUUAAAAGGUGUUGUUUUUAAUUUUAAUAUGCAUUUAUAAAUAAAUUCCUCUUUAGAUUAUGUAAAUUAAUGUUAUAAAUGUUCAUUUAAACUUGUAACCCUAUUUGUGAGCAUUGAAUUGUAAAUAAUUGUGGGAUUUUCUGAUCAGGUGACACUUUAUAUCUGGGAGAACUGACAGUUCUUGUUUCACAGACUAUUUGUAAAGAGAAAAUAACUUGCAAACAGCAGGACUGUUAACAGAUAGCAGCUGAUCUAGAAAUCUAUUACUGUAAUUCUAUACUUUGCUCGCUCCCUUGUGCGUGCCUCUCACGUGGGCACUGCCUCUCUGCCCUUGUUCAAUUAUUUUGCUUAAAAUAAAAUGGUUCCUUUACAAAGGAUAACAUUGUUACUAACUAAUACAUGAGGUCUGGUGUUAAGUGAGAUAUUACAAUCAUAAUGAGUUUUGGGAUCAUGUGCAUUGGCUGUACAUUAAUUUAAUCACACAUGGGGGAAAUAAAGCCUGGAAUUUGGGUUGGAGUGAGGAUCAUUGUCUCACAGACUGGAUUGAAACCAUUGACUGGACCCAUUGAGAACUUCUGCUUCUUAACUCUUAGGAAGUUUUUGAGGAUUACAUUUCAGGAGACCUAGUCCAAGAGCAAACUUGGCUUAUUGAAGCCUUAAACUGAUGGGUAAAAAUAAGUCUGUAACGAAUAGCAAGCCUUUGGUAGGAAGACUGGUCCAUGGUUUUACAAUUCUUUCUUCAGCAUCUCUCUACUCUAAUGAAAUUCAAUAUUCCAAUAAAUUGUCAGCCUGCUUUGGGGCAAACAUUGAGGUGGAGAGACUUGCUGUAGACGCCCAGGGCUUGUUUUGACAUGUAAUUGUCAGUCAUUUCAAGUGCUUCCUAAUUCUGGAAGUUAAAUUGUCGAUGGUCUUAGUUUAAUAAAUAUUAGGUUGGAGCUGACCUUCAGUCAUUGCAUAGUAUGACAGGAACAAGGAACUCGCCUCACCUGACUCUUGCUGCCUAAUACAGGGGUUUUCUUGCAGGGCUUGUGAUUUGAUUACUUGAAAUUGUUGCACCUUUUGGUGUAAUAUAUAACAUUUUAAACUAUGUCUUUGGGUAGUGAAUGGUCAGAAUGGCACUGGUGUAUGUACAGAAAUAUUAGACAUAGAAAUAAAACUGGACUCAGUCCAGUUUGAGGGAUUUUUGUUCUGUCAUGCUCCAUGCUGGAGAUGAUCAACACUAAUUUUACGUAGAUAAAGCAGUACUAAGCAGUAACAUGCUGGUGAUGGCUAUCUAAAGUUAAUACAGUUAAUAAAAGCACUGUUUUAAGUUUUAA
Molecule: messenger RNA, 4111 nt
Organism: Carcharodon carcharias (great white shark)
Lineage: Eukaryota; Metazoa; Chordata; Chondrichthyes; Lamniformes; Lamnidae
Gene: hmmr
Product: hyaluronan-mediated motility receptor (RHAMM)
Exons: 23
Coding region: 44-2569 (841 amino acids)
Cellular component (GO): membrane
Molecular function (GO): hyaluronic acid binding
Source: RefSeq, a predicted model, not a curated record